Molecule: messenger RNA, 1161 nt
Organism: Maudiozyma saulgeensis
Lineage: Eukaryota; Fungi; Ascomycota; Saccharomycetes; Saccharomycetales; Saccharomycetaceae
Source: the annotation of a GenBank genome assembly
AUGGAACAUUCACGUAAAAGUUGGUUUAUUGGAUUAUUUAUGAUCCUAAUUGUUAUUCUAUCAUGGGUUUCAUCAUCUUUUUUAUUAAAUCAAGUAUUUGAAGUGAAUUCUUAUAAGAAGCCAUUUUUAAUUACUUAUUUAAAUGUUUCAUCAUUUACUUUAUAUUUAAUACCGUCAUGGAAAGAAAUUUUUAAUUAUAGUAAAAAUAGAAAUCAAAUUAUUGAUAACGAAAAAGUUUUAUUAAUUGAUCAAGAAGAAGAAGAAGAAGAUAUUAAUCAAUUAACACCUUUAGUAUCAAAAGAUAUUACUUCAAAUAAUAUUUUACCAUUAACUUUGAAAGAAACUAUUAAAUUAAGUGCAAUAUUUUGUUUCUUAUGGUUUAUCGCAAAUUUUUCAUCAAAUGCUUCAUUAUCUUAUACUUCCGUUGCAUCACAAACUAUUUUAUCAUCAACUUCAUCACUUUUCACUUUAUUUAUUGGUGCAAUUUUACACGUUGAAUCAAUUAAUUCAAAAAAAUUAUUAGGUCUUUUAAUUUCAUUUAUUGGUAUUAUUUGUGUAACAGAAUCUGAUUCAAUUGCACCAGAAGUUAUCUUUUCAAAAGUUGAAGUUGUUAUUGGCAAUUCUUUAGCUUUAAUUGGUGCUUUGGUUUAUGGUAUUUAUAGUACUUUUUUGAAAAAAUCAAUUGUUGAUGAAUCAAAAAUUAAUAUUAAAAUCUUUUUCGGUUUUGUUGGUUUAUUUACUUUAAUUGGUUUAUGGCCAAUAAUUUUAUUAUUACAUUAUACCGAAAUUGAGAAAAUUGAAUUACCAAAUUCUUCAACUGUAAUUUAUUUAUUAUUAAUUAAUGCAACAAUUACAUUCAUCAGUGAUUAUUGUUGGGCUAAAGCUAUCUUAUUAACAAGUCCAUUAACUGUUACGGUUGGCUUAAGUUUAACUAUUCCGUUCGCAAUGAUUGGUGAUGUAAUUUUUAAAGAUAAAAUUGUUACUGUUGGUUACAUUUUUGGUGCUAUCUUAGUACUUGUAUCGUUUGCUCUAAUUAAUGGGGAAGAAGAUACUGAUAGUACUACUACUACUAAUAAUACCAUCGAAUCUAAUAAACAAUUCUCUAUCAAUAUUCAAGAUAUAGAGAACCAAACACAUGAAACUCUUUAUUGUUCAUUCUAA